This is a messenger RNA of Drosophila montana, 908 nucleotides long. Its product is annotated as trypsin beta-like. Gene Ontology annotation, biological process: proteolysis. The record is from RefSeq and is a predicted model, not a curated record. Lineage: Eukaryota; Metazoa; Arthropoda; Insecta; Diptera; Drosophilidae. Bases 66 to 842 code for a protein of 258 amino acids. The transcript has a single exon. Gene Ontology annotation, molecular function: serine-type endopeptidase activity.
CUAUAGAUCUGUGCAAGUCAUAAUUUCACCUGGAUGUAAAAAUCACUUACCAUUAUAAGUAUAAGAUGCCGAUUAGCUGGGCCUUACUUCUUCUUCCGAUACUCUCUACGACGACAGUCCUGGGCGCGCGCCGUGGUUCACAGAGUAACUUUCGCAUUAUCAAUGGAACACCUAUUUCCAUAAGCGAUGCACCCUGGCAGGUUUCGAUUCAAGUAUUGGGAUAUCACAUUUGUGGUGGCAGCAUUUUGAGCUCUAAAAUAAUCAUAACUGCCGCGCAUUGUGUGUUCUACGUCCCUGCACUUCUGCUGCAAGUGCGAGCAGGAUCCAAAUACUGGAAGGAUGGGGGCCAGCUCAUAGAUGUGGCUCAAGUCAAAAGGCAUGCGAAUUAUGGCACUGAUCCCACCAAGAACGACAUCGCCCUUUUGCGACUAAGCCAGAGACUUUACUUUACCCGCAAUAUUGAUAGAAUUCGACUUGCAAAACAAACCCCUGAGAGUGGAGAAAAAGCCUCUGUUUCAGGCUGGGGUCAAAAAAAAGAGAAUGCAACUGUCGGUUCAAGGGAUUUGCAUAUGGCUUCGCUACGUAUAAUCGAUCGCAAGUCCUGUCAAGCGUCCAACUAUGCUAAGCUUCGUAAGAUAGUUACUGAAGGUAUGAUCUGUGCUGAAAGCGGUGAUAGAGAUGCAUGUCAAGGCGAUUCUGGUGGACCGUUGGUUGUGGACAAUCAACUUGUGGGUAUUGUUUCUUGGGGCAUUGGAUGUGCAAGAAAAGGACAUCCAGGAGUUUAUACCGAUAUCGCUUACUACCGAAAGUGGAUAUUUAAGUACGUGAGAAGACAGGAGUAAAUUUCACGAGAAUAUGGAAAUUAAAGAAAAUAAUUCAUUCUUGAAAUAAAAUAGUAAAAAACCUUU